UUUUUUGAAACGUUAAAAAAUCAUACAUUUUGUUGGUGUAAAACAUAAGAAAAUCCUUGGAGAUUUAAAAAAUAAAGUGAAAAAUUAUAAAAUUUUUUUUAGUGUUACAAAAUAUUAAAUAAAAAACAAACAAAAUGAGCAAACUUUUGACUUCAGCCGAUAUUGAGGAUGGUAAAAUUGAGUAUGACCCCAAGACCGGUGCCAGCACUCAAUACCGUGUCAUCGAUGGUGGUUAUGAAAUGGUAACUACCGCUCCUCAGCCCAAUGGCGGCAUUAAGACCUCGACCAGAACUUUCUGGGAUCCCAAGCCCGUCAGCGAGGAGGAUAUGAAAAAGGAACAGGCCAACAAAAAGGUCAUACAGUCCCGUAUGAAUAAGGAGAUUCGCAUUGAUGAGAGAACUACCAUGUUGACUCGUGCCAUUGAGGGUGGUUAUGAAGAGGUUUACACUACCGUCAAUGAAGAUGGCAGCAGGAGCAUGAAGACCAAGACCUUCUUCGAUUCGGUGCCCGAAGGCACUCCCUUCCCCGGUCAAGGUCAAGCUCCAAAGCCCAAACAACCUGCUAACAAGAAGACCAUUACUCGCAAGAGCUCUGUUGAAUCCAAUGAUUCCACUGACAAUCGCAAGAUUGUCAGUACUGUUAACAAGAACCAGCAAAUGCAAAACAUUCAACAAACCUCCAAUGUGCAACAGCAAUCAACCUAUCACGAGACUCGUCGUACUUCUCAAAACAUCGAGAUCACCGAAAACAAUCGCACCGUGCGCAAGAACUCUUUGCAAACCGAGCAAAAUAUUAGACAAGUCACCUCAUCCAAUGUUACCGAUGGCAAGGACUCCAAGACCAAGAAGACUAAGAAACCCAAGUCUUCGGCUCCUCCACCACCAGCUGACUUUGUGCAAAACGAUUCUACCACUGUGGCCACCAAACGUGUACCCGGUGGUUUGGAGUACACUUACACCACCCAAUUGGAAUCGGGCAAAACUAUCACCACUUCCAAGACCGUCUACGAGGAAGAAGAAGUCGAAUUGACCGAGGAGGAAAUCAAGCAGUACAAGAAAACUUUGAAGGAUGCCGAGAAGCACAAGAAUGUUACAACCACCAAGAAAUUAAGAUCGGAAUCGGGCACCAAGAAGGUUGUACCCUCUGAAAAUCCUGGUGAUGUAACCACCGUUGAAACCAUUAAGAUUCAGGGAGGCACUGAGUUCCACUACACCACUGUUACCUCUGAGGGCAUUGUUAAGAAGGCCGUUAAGACCGUGUAUGAUCCCGUACCCUGCUCCAACCCCGAAGAUACCGAGGAAGAGGAAAUCGUUGAAGAGUACGAAGAGGAAAUCAUUGAGCCUGGCGAGAAGAACAUUAGAACUAUUGAGACCAUCAAGACUUUGCCACAGAAGUUUGAAGAGGAAGUUACCUUCACCCACGAAAAGAAGGAGAAGAAGACCAAGAGAUCCAUGGUCAUCGGUCAUUAAGCAAUUGUGUGGACCGUAUUAAAGAAGAUCGUCUAAAACUUUAUAAGCCCCAUCAUGGAUUUAUAAUAUUUCUACUUGUUCAUUUUAGAGAAACAAUAUUUGAUUUUGUUAAAAAUUUCUUUUAUAAAUUUAGUUUUUGAAAAAAAAAAUGUUUACCCCACUCCAACUAUGACCCACAUCAUCUAGGGUACCUAUAAGUAUAUCAAACACGUAUUUUUUUGUAUUUUAAAUAUUAAAUAAAAUUGGUUUUUUAAAUAGUUUAA
Messenger RNA from Calliphora vicina (urban bluebottle blowfly), 1732 nucleotides. RefSeq lists its product as uncharacterized. Bases 135 to 1469 code for a protein of 444 amino acids. The record is from RefSeq and is a predicted model, not a curated record. The transcript has 3 exons. NCBI's taxonomy places the organism in Eukaryota, Metazoa, Arthropoda, Insecta, Diptera, Calliphoridae.